Messenger RNA from Pseudomassariella vexata, 735 nucleotides. RefSeq names its product cupin-like domain-containing protein. The record is from RefSeq and is a predicted model, not a curated record. Gene Ontology annotation, molecular function: 2-oxoglutarate-dependent dioxygenase activity. The transcript has a single exon. The coding region runs from base 1 to 735 and encodes 244 amino acids. NCBI's taxonomy places the organism in Eukaryota, Fungi, Ascomycota, Sordariomycetes, Amphisphaeriales, Pseudomassariaceae.
AUGAACCCCUCAAACCGGAAAUCCCUGGACGAGUUCCAGAGAUGGCUAUAUACUCCGCACAAGGAUCCUGACAUUUGGCUAUUUUCCAACGAGGGCGCACCGUUCGCGAAUGCUUACGAACAGUUGUGCCUCUUAACUAAGCCACCGUUAUGUUAUUCAGAGUUUGCUACCUUUUAUGCUCAACUUGGUCUCUUGUUGAAGGCUGCGGAGUACAACAGGUAUCAAGAAAAUAGCGACCUGCGGAUCAAAGAACUCUACAUAGCACAGUUUCCGCUGGAGGAUCUCCCGCUGUUCCUUAAAAAGGAUCUAAUCACGCCGGAAAUCGUCAAGCGCGCUGGUAAAGGAGACAUAUAUAACACGAGCAUCUGGCUGGGUCUUGAGCCGACGUUCACACCUUUACAUCGCGACCCGAACCCAAAUUUGUUCGUGCAAAUGGCCAGCACCAAGAGAGUCAGACUAUUGCCCCCAGCACGAGGCAAGGAUCUAUACACGCGGGUUCGUAACGAGAUUGGAGGCGGCGGCAAUCCCAACAUCAGAGGAGAAGAGAUGAUGUCUGGUAACGAACGAGACGCGUUGCACAAAGCAGUUUGGGGCCCCCAAGCACCGGAUGACAUUCAAGAGGCGGUUCUGGGGCCUUCGGACUGCUUGUUCAUCCCCAACGGAUGGUGGCACAGUGUGCGCAGUGGGUCUGAGGAUGGAGGCCUCAAUGCUUCAGUCAACUGGUGGUUCAGAUGA